CAAACAAGAGCCGUAAGACGCAAGCCCCAAGGCAGACGUGUACGCCGUACGCACCAAACCGCGAGCAAUGGACGCAGCGGAAGCUGCGAAAAGGAGGGAUGGCGAGGUGAAGAAGGAGAACGGCGGCGGCGAAGACGCCGGGAAGGUGUCGUUCGUGGGGCUGUUCCGGUACGCCGACGGCACGGACGUGCUGCUGAUGCUGGUCGGCUCGGCGGCGGCGAUGGCCAACGGCGUGUCGCAGCCGCUCAUGACGGUCAUCUUCGGCCAGAUCAUCAACGCCUUCGGCGGCGCCACCACCAGCGACGACGUCCUCCCCCGCGUCAACCAGGCAGUUCUGAACUUUGUCUACCUGGGCAUUGGAACAGCGGUUGUUUCCUUUCUUCAGGUGGCAUGUUGGACAAUGACAGGAGAAAGGCAGGCGACACACAUUCGAUCUAUGUACCUCAAAUCUGUCUUGAGACAAGAUAUAGCAUUCUUUGAUGUCGAAAUGACAACUGGACAAGUAGUUACAAGAAUGUCUGGUGAUACCGUGCUAGUUCAGGAUGCCAUUGGUGAGAAGGUCGGCAAAUUUCUACAACUUAUAGCUACCUUCAUCGGUGGUUUCGUAAUAGCAUUUGUAAAAGGAUGGCUUCUAUCUCUUGUCAUGUUGGCAUGCAUACCUCCAGUUGUCAUCGCUGGUGCAGUAGUCUCAAAAAUGCUGUCUAAAAUCUCUAGCAAGGGGCAAGCAUCAUACAGUGAUGCAGGGAAUGUUGUCGAACAGACACUUGGGGCCAUAAAAACAGUUGUCUCCUUCAACGGUGAGAAGCAGGCCAUUGCAAUGUAUAAUAAACUCAUACACAAGGCAUACAAGGCUGCUGUUCAUGAAGGAGUUACCAAUGGUUUUGGCAUGGGUUCUGUUUUCUUCAUAUUUUUCUCUAGCUAUGGUUUAGCCAUAUGGUACGGCGGCAAGUUGAUUCUUAGCCGAGGAUACUCAGGAGGAGACAUAAUCAAUAUCUUGUUUGCUGUCAUGACUGGGGCAAUGUCUUUAGGCAACGCAACACCCUGCAUGGCAGCCUUUGCAGAAGGACAAUCUGCGGCAUACAGAUUAUUCACAACAAUCAAGCGGAAACCAGAGAUUGAUCCUGACGACCCAACUGGUAAGCAGUUAGAAGACGUCAAGGGUGAUGUUGACCUAAAGGGCGUGUACUUCAGCUACCCAGCAAGGCCGGACCAACUGAUAUUUGAUGGAUUCUCAUUACAUGUAUCAAGCGGCACUACAAUGGCUAUAGUUGGGGAGAGUGGAAGUGGCAAGUCAACUGUGAUUAGUCUUGUACAGAGAUUCUAUGACCCACAGGCUGGUGAGGUUUUGAUUGAUGGGAUUAACAUCAAGAGUUUGCAGCUUGACUGGAUAAGAGGGAAGACCGGUCUUGUUAGCCAAGAGCCAUUGCUCUUUAUGACAUCUAUCAAAGAUAACAUAACAUAUGGCAAAGAGGAUGCAACGAUUGAAGAGAUCAGAAGAGCAGCUGAGCUUGCUAAUGCAGCUAAUUUCAUUGAUAAAUUGCCCGAUGGCUAUGACACGAUGGUUGGGCAACGUGGUGCUCAGCUCUCAGGGGGACAAAAGCAAAGGAUUGCUAUUGCAAGAGCAAUCAUUAAAAACCCCAGAAUCCUUUUGUUAGAUGAGGCUACCAGUGCGUUGGAUGUGGAGUCAGAGCGGAUUGUUCAGGAGGCACUGAACAGGAUAAUGGUAAACAGAACAACACUAGUUGUUGCACAUCGCCUGAGUACUGUGAGGAAUGCUGAUUGCAUAUCAGUUGUACAACAAGGAAAAAUAGUUGAACAAGGUCCUCAUGAUGAAUUGGUAAUGAACCCUGAUGGUGCUUAUUCUCAACUUAUUCGGCUACAAGAAAACCAAGAAGAAGAACAGAAAUUAGAACGUCACAUGUCUGAUUCAAGGUCUAAAAGUAGAAGCCUCUCGUUGAAGCGAUCGAUAAGCAGAGGUUCUGCAGGAAACAGUAGUAGGCACUCUUUGACCCUCCCCUUUGGCUUGCCUGGCUCAGUUGAAUUGCUCGAAGGCAAUGAUGCAAAUGGGGAGAAUCAGAAAGAACAGGAUCGUGAUGGUGAGGUCCCAAAGAAAGUUCCUAUGGGACGGCUAGCUAGUCUUAACAAACCAGAGAUACCGAUUCUUUUGCUAGGAUCACUAGCUGCUGGAGUCCAUGGAGUGCUUUUCCCAAUGUUUGGUCUAAUGAUUUCCAAUGCCAUCAAAACUUUCUACGAGCCGGCAGACAAACUAAGAAAGGAUUCUAGCUUUUGGGGUUUGAUGUGUGUUGUGCUGGGUGUCGCAUCAAUAAUAUCAGUACCAGUGGAGUAUUUCUUGUUUGGAGUAGCCGGAGGGAAGCUUAUCGAGCGUAUUCGUGCCUUGUCAUUUCGGAGCAUUGUGCACCAAGAAGUUGCUUGGUUCGAUGAUCCCAGAAAUUCCAGUGGAACACUUGGUGCAAGGUUGUCACUUGAUGCCUUGAACGUCCGACGUUUAGUGGGUGAUAAUUUGGCCUUGGCACUUCAGGUCACCUCGACACUAAUCACGGGAUUUGUCAUUGCAUUUGUAGCAGACUGGAAGCUCACACUGAUCAUCCUCUGCGUGAUGCCACUAUCAGGACUUCAAGGUUAUGCACAAAUAAAGUUCUUGAAGGGGUUCAGUCAAGAUGCCAAGACAUUGUAUGAAGAUGCAAGUCAAGUGGCCACUGAUGCAGUCGGUAGUAUCAGAACUGUAGCUUCUUUUUGUGCUGAGAAAAGAGUGACGGCAAUGUACGAUAAUAAAUGCGAAGCCUCAAAGAAUCAAGGGGUCAGAACAGGAGUGGUUGGAGGCCUUGGUUUUGGUUUCUCAUUCUUGAUGUUGUACCUUACUUACGGUCUUUGUUUCUAUGUUGGAGCGCAAUUUGUGCGUCAAAACAAAUCUACUUUCGGAGACGUUUUCAAGGUUUUCUUUGCGCUGAUGUUGGCAACAAUUGGAAUAUCUCAAACAAGUGCAUUAGCGUCUGAUUCUACAAAGGCCAAGGAUUCAGCUAUCUCCAUAUUUGCUUUGUUGGACCGAAAGUCAGAAAUCAACUCAGGCAGUGAUGAAGGCUUGACAUUAGAUGAGGUCAAGGGCGACAUCGAUUUCCAACAUGUCAGCUUCAAGUAUCCAAGCCGCCCAGAUGUACAAAUAUUCAGCGAUUUUAGCCUGCACAUUCCCUCUGGCAAGACUGUUGCACUUGUGGGAGAGAGUGGCAGCGGCAAGUCGACAGUAAUCUCUUUGUUGGAACGAUUCUACAAUCCCGACUCUGGUACAAUCUCACUGGAUGGUGUGGAGAUCAAGAGCCUAAAAGUCAAUUGGCUCAGGGACCAAAUGGGACUGGUGGGCCAAGAGCCUGUGCUCUUCAACGACACAAUCCGUGCCAACAUAGCCUACGGGAAGCAUGGGGAGGUCACCGAGGAGGAGCUCAUCAAGGUUGCAAAGGCGGCCAAUGCGCAUGAGUUCAUAUCAAGCCUUCCCCAGGGAUAUGACACCACCGUUGGGGAGAGGGGAGUCCAGCUAUCCGGUGGGCAGAAGCAGCGGGUGGCUAUUGCAAGGGCCAUACUGAAAGACCCUAAGAUCCUACUGCUCGAUGAAGCGACGAGCGCAUUGGAUGCCGAGUCUGAGCGCAUCGUGCAGGAUGCCUUGGAUCAUGUGAUGGUUGGCAGGACCACGGUUAUCGUGGCGCACCGCCUCUCGACAAUCAAAGGUGCCGAUAUCAUCGCAGUUCUCAAGGAGGGUGCGAUAGUGGAGAAAGGGAGACAUGAUGCGCUGAUAAACAUCAAAGGCGGAGUCUACGCUUCGCUAGUCGAGCUUCGUUUGGCCUCCUCAUAGUACCUAGGCUAAGAUUCUGUUCCUAUUAGGCAUUGUAAAUCUUAAUUAAUAGUUUGGGUGUGCUUUGAGUUCAUUGAGAUUUGAGAAGAAUCCGAGAAGUAAAGUUAUCUUUGUAUUUAUUA
Messenger RNA from Phragmites australis (common reed), 3984 nucleotides. Its product is annotated as ABC transporter B family member 4-like. The coding region runs from base 68 to 3862 and encodes 1264 amino acids. The record is from RefSeq and is a predicted model, not a curated record. Lineage: Eukaryota; Viridiplantae; Streptophyta; Magnoliopsida; Poales; Poaceae. The transcript has 12 exons. Gene Ontology annotation, cellular component: membrane. Gene Ontology annotation, biological process: transmembrane transport. Gene Ontology annotation, molecular function: ATP hydrolysis activity; ATP binding; ABC-type transporter activity.